AUGUCAGGACUCGAGGACCGAUGUGUUAUGUUCCAUGACGCGGCCAUGGGAACGGGCAAGUCAAAAGGCUCCGCCAAGGAGAUCGCUGCGCUUCGCAAAUUCCUCCAUAAGAAUCAGACCCAGCGGUUCACCGACAAGGCAACUUCAAGAUUGUUUGAUACGAUUCAACUCUACUGCAAGAACGAUGUGGUAGCGCUGGAGGAUCGAGAAGGAUUGUUAGAGGAUGCGUUGAAGAUGCCGUUCACCGUCUUCACAACCAAGCAAAAGAAGACGAUGCUAAAAUGGAUUGAAGAGUUGAGAGGAACAACAGGGAGUGGUGGCAAACCCUCCAAAAAACAUUCCAAGGCCAUCAAGUUUUCCGUCAUUGAUCUGGAUGCUGACAAUAAGAAGUUUAGUCUGAUGCAAGAAGAGUCGGGUGAUACCUUUGAGGAUUUGCCUUUACCAGAAGGUGCCCUCGGCAACCAAAUCAAAACUGCGUUUGAGACCACUGAGGAUGCCGUUGAUGUGGAGGCAACCUUGGAUAAUGGAAAGAUUACUGUGCACACUCUUGGUGCUUAG
Messenger RNA from Seminavis robusta, 558 nucleotides. The record is from the annotation of a GenBank genome assembly. Lineage: Eukaryota; Bacillariophyta; Bacillariophyceae; Naviculales; Naviculaceae.